AUGUAUCAUAUGCGAAGACCCGAACCUCAAGUAAUUGGGCCCCUCGCGUUUCGAACCACCUCCUUCUCUCUCAACGACUCCAAGGCAUCUACAAUUUUGCCAAGAUCGAUAUCCGCUCUCAAUCCUUUCUCAACCAUAAGAUCGCCCAUGACGAGUAGCUGUAAACAGGCCCCUACAGUCGCAACCUGCUGCCGUCCUUCCGGGACGGACACAUCGAGGAGCAUCAAGCCUUCUCGUGCGAACCAAUAUAUCACCCCGGUGUCGAAGAGGUCGUUUUUGACUGCGCUCCCACAAAACAGAGCUCCGGCAAGGACGCGGUUCGAGGGGAUGACCUCGGUUUGUUUGGGCUUGUGGAGAUCAGUCUCGUUCAAAACAUCGUCCAGCAAGUCGCCGAGACAUCAGCUUUCUCGGGCAGAAUCUUGGCGAUAG
Cyclocybe aegerita is the source of this 429-nucleotide messenger RNA. The record is from the annotation of a GenBank genome assembly. Lineage: Eukaryota; Fungi; Basidiomycota; Agaricomycetes; Agaricales; Hemipholiotaceae.